Molecule: messenger RNA, 726 nt
Organism: Capsella rubella
Lineage: Eukaryota; Viridiplantae; Streptophyta; Magnoliopsida; Brassicales; Brassicaceae
Product: 1,4-dihydroxy-2-naphthoyl-CoA thioesterase 2
Exons: 2
Coding region: 104-580 (158 amino acids)
Biological process (GO): phylloquinone biosynthetic process
Cellular component (GO): peroxisome
Molecular function (GO): 1,4-dihydroxy-2-naphthoyl-CoA thioesterase activity
Source: RefSeq, a predicted model, not a curated record
UUAAGCCUUUUUCAAUAAGCCCAACAAACCCAAUAACAAACUUCUUAAAAGAGCAAACCAGACCACAAACAAAGCUUUGGUUCGAUCGUUAAAACCUAAGAAAAUGGAUCCAAAGUCGCCGGAAUAUAUAAUUGAUCAGCCGCUUAAAACCUUAGGAUUCGUAUUCCAAGAGCUUUCAGCCACCAGAGUCUCCGGCCACCUCACCGUAACUGAAAAAUGCUGCCAGCCGUUCAAAGUCUUGCACGGCGGCGUAUCCGCUCUCAUUGCCGAGGGACUCGCUAGUCUCGGCGCCGGAGUCGCCUCUGGUUAUAAACGAGUUGCCGGUAUCCAUCUCUCCAUUCACCACCUCCGACCUGCUUCUCUCGGUGACUCUAUCUUCGCCGAAUCUUUUCCAGUCUCCGUCGGCAAAAAUAUUCAGGUAUGGGAGGUAAGGUUAUGGAAAACAAAGAAGACGAAGAAAUCAUCGGAGGAGAAAGUGAUGGUAUCAACGUCGAGGGUUACUCUCUUCUGCGGUGUACCUAUACCAGACCAUGUUAAAGAUGCUCCUGACCAGUUGAGGAAAGUGGUGUCCAAGUUGUAAUUUGAAAUCCCACCUUGUUGGGACUAUCAAAGGAGAGUUUAAGUUUGGUUUUGGUGUAUUUACCAAACGGUUAAAAUAAAGGAACUGAUUAUGAUGUAUCAGAAUAUGACUACUAUAAGUUAUUGUUUGUGGGUUUGAUUUGUAUA